Molecule: messenger RNA, 2178 nt
Organism: Drosophila ficusphila
Lineage: Eukaryota; Metazoa; Arthropoda; Insecta; Diptera; Drosophilidae
Product: nose resistant to fluoxetine protein 6
Exons: 9
Coding region: 1-2115 (704 amino acids)
Molecular function (GO): acyltransferase activity, transferring groups other than amino-acyl groups
Source: RefSeq, a predicted model, not a curated record
AUGGUCAACAUAGGAAGUAUUAUUUUACUGAGUGGGCUCGCUCUGAUCACCGCUUUGGAGCCCAAGGACACAAGUGUCCUUCAGGAGUUUCAGCGUUUAAAAGAACUAAAGCCACUGGGUAUUGAGUUCGCCGAUUACUUUAAAAAUGUCUCGCUGGAUGAACUAAGCCUUUCCGACUCCUUAUUGCCAACUGCUGAUGAUCUCCAGUGCCUAAGUGAUAUGGCCCAGUUUAUGUUGGCCUUUACCUCUGGCCAAUAUUGGGCAUUGAAAAUGAUUGAUUCGUGGGGAACUAUUCCCUCUGGAAUUUUUACGGGCAACGUAUAUGACUUGGGAAACUUCGACGAGUGCAUCAAUAUAAAGAAGGACACCAUUCGCGGAAAAUACUGCUUCUUGGAAGUUUCCCCUAGCAAAGCUCUUGGCAUUGAGAAUUCCUUAGCUGGAAUAUUAAAAAUGAAAAUAGCAGCUUGUUUUCCUGCCUCCUGUUCAGCAACUCUUAUGAACAAGUUUGUGGAGCAGAUUUUCCAGAGAAUACUUAACGUAAGUUUACCCAGCACAGCAAUGAGUAUCAAUGAGGACACUUGCCAGACAAAUGAAAGCGAACCCUGGAGUGGACUCACUAUUUUGACAGUAGUGAUCUUAUCUGUGAUGGGCUUCGUUGUAGCUGUUUUUACACUGUACGACUGCUUUUUGGUUAAGAAUCAAGAAGAGAUUUCUCCGGUUGUCAAACUGUUUUCUGCCAGGGCGAACUCCCGUGCUCUUUUCCACGUCGAGAUUAAGUCAAAUCCGAAUGUAAUUGAAUGCCUUCACGGAAUUCGCUGUAUGUCUCUUGUUUGGGUGGUUUUCUUGCAUCAAUAUGCCAGCUUAUUUCAUUCACCAAACAUUAAUCGUUUUAGUAUUAUCUCAUGGUUACAAAAGCCUUUUACGGGUUUCUUUUUACACGGGACUUUUUCGGUUGACUCAUUUUUCUUUAUCGGCGGUUUGCUGGUGGCUUUGAUAUCAUUGCGAUCGAUGGAGAGAAACAAGGGCAAACUGAAUGUGCCACUGAUGUACCUUCAUCGUUUGAUCAGAAUUGUUCCUAUUUUGGCCAUGGCUUUACUAGUUUACAAUCAACUCAUUGGAGUUUUGGGCGAUGGACCACUUUUUAAGGGAGGUUACAAUGGCAAGGCGUCAUGUGAAAAAAGCUGGUACUUAACCUUGCUUUUUGUAGUUAACUAUGCAAACGAUAUGUGCCUUGAUCAUACCUGGUAUUUGGCUGUGGAUAUGCAGUUGUUCCUAAUCUCUCCGAUCCUUUUGUUUGCUCUUUAUAAAUGGGGCAAAAAAGCUGCCGCUGGAAUAUUUGUCCUCAUGGUGUUGCUGUCUGGUUGCCUUUUUGCCACCAUGAUGGUCAACAACUACUCAAUAACAAACUUGGAUCUCUCGUUGCAAAAGCAGAUGUACUUCUAUACCCACACCCACGCAGCUCCUUGGCUUAUUGGAUUUUUGUUCGGAUACUUCUUGUACGUGACUAAGGGCAAGAAGUUCCAGUUGAGUUGGGUUGCGGUUUGGUCUGGCUGGAUUCUUUGCCUGGCCAUGCUUUUCACUUCGAUCUUCGCUCUUUAUCCGAUCCGCGAUGCAGGAACUCCAUGGUUGAUGACCACUUUAGAGUUGUCUUUCUACUACACCCUUACACGAGUUGGUUGGCCAAUGGCCAUUGGUUGGGUGGUCUUCGCCUGUAUGCAAGGAUAUGGGGGAUUGGCCAACAGCUUCCUCUCCUCUCCGCUGUGGCAACCCCUCUCCAAACUCUCGUAUUCGGUGUACAUGUGGCACAGUUUCAUACAGGAGAUAAACCAAAGGAUCAGAAGGACAAAUACUUACUUCUCGGACUACCAAGUGAUGCUGGAUUUCUGGUCCAGUCUUGGAUUUACAGUUCUAUUCUCGUAUUUACUGUACCUAUUAAUCGAGGCUCCAAUUGGUGGACUGGACUUUCUUGUACGGCCUCAAAAGAAUAAGCCUGUCGAGGUUGUACAAACUAUGAACCCAGAACAGUUGCCGGAGAAUCCGAUUGAUGAUGAUGACCUGAUUAAGCAAAAAGAAACUGAGGAAACUCAAUCAAAUCUUCAAACACCAGCUGAUUAGAUAAUUAAAUUUGUUGUACGUUAAUAAAACCAGAAGCAUACUUGUUUCCUGAUACAAGACAAU